This is a messenger RNA of Emiliania huxleyi CCMP1516, 2214 nucleotides long. RefSeq lists its product as hypothetical. Lineage: Eukaryota; Haptophyta; Isochrysidales; Noelaerhabdaceae. The record is from RefSeq and is a predicted model, not a curated record. The transcript has 7 exons. Bases 1 to 2214 code for a protein of 737 amino acids.
AUGGAGCCCUUCUCUGCGUCAACGCUCUACGCGGAGAGCGAGUCGCAAGGCGGCCAGCACUUUCCGCGAAUUCAUUCGAUCAACAUGCUCAAACUCGAGUUCGCGCCGGCCGCCGGUGACAAGCUCGUGCUCAAGCUCUCUCCUCCGCCGCCGCUUGCUGACAAGCAGGCGUCUCUGGCGGACAACACGACCGUCAUCGACUCUGGCGGAGGCAACGCCGUCGGCAUCCCCUCCGAGCCCACCUCGCUCAAGGAUGGCAUCGACACCGGCACCGGCGGCACCGGCACCGCCAGCACCGGCACCGGCAACGUCCCGUCCGAGGGCGAGCCCGGCCCGCUCAAGGACGGCGUUGACGCGGGCGGCGGCAACGUCGCGGGCGAGUUGUCGCCGAUGAAGUCCUUCGCGAAGGUCGGAAUCGUGCCGGCUGACGACGGCCGCAUCACGCUCGUCAUCUCCGCGUCGGUGUCGCCGUCGCUCCUCGGAGCCAAGGCGUGCGCAAACGUCAAGGACAUCUCCGUGGCAAAGUCUGGCCCGGAGGGCGUCCUCAAGAAGGACCUGGCCGCGGAAAAGGCGCCUGACGCGGGCGCGGUCGACUCGGACAAGGCCAAGGCCAUGUUCGCCGCCCACGCGCCGAGCUCGCCCGCCGUUUUCUGGUCCAAGUUUACGCGCCCGACCGGCCCACCGACGGCCCCCACCGGCGCCGACGGCGCCCUCAAGAAGGACAUCCCUGCGGCAGAGUCUGGCGCGGAGGCCUGCGUUGACGAGACCGGCGCCAUCAAGAACCCGGCGCUCAAGCCAGUCACCAAGGGCGACGCCGACUGGAGCGUCUCGACCAAGGAGUUUCCAGAGGAGGAGCCCGCCCCGGCGGGCAUCGACGAGUGGAAGACCCCCUCCCCGUUCCGCAAGAUCGAGCGCAAGGGCGAGUCCAGCCUGGUCGACCGCUCCAAUACCACCAAGAACCUCACCCCGUUCGGCCGCGUCGACCCCAACGGGUUCGCGGCUCUGCUCGGAACGAACGCCGACAAGGAAGACCUCGCUGGCGUCGGCUCCGGCGACGCGUCUGGCGCCGUGCAGGAGACGGAGCCGACCUCGACGCGCUCCGGCUUCCGCUUCGGCAAGUUCUGCUCGACAAAGCUGCUGUGCGUCUUCUUCUCCGUGGUGAUCGGUCUGGGCUGUUCGGCCGUUGCUCUGUCUUCCUAUGGCUCUGCCGGCGUCUCAGAGCUCCUCGACGCGGUGUCCGUGCCCGACGCGGUCGCGAUCCCGGUGAGCAAUAGAACUGGAGCGCAACAUGGCUCCCAGCACGCCCUGACUCUCCGUCGCGCGCCGCCGCCGCUCUCGCCCUCGGAACCGUGCAGCCUCCAUAAUCUCACACCCACCCCUUGGCAAGCAAGCCUUGACAACUCGACAGUGAUUCAGCUGCGCCGCCGCAGCGAGGCCUUGUUCCUCGCUUCGAGAUCGCGGUCAUGGCCGCACUGGAUGGUCUGGCUGCACGUCCACAAAUCCGCCGGCACGACGUUCUGCAGCAUGGCACAGAUCGCAAUUGACGAUGUGGUGCUGGCUCCUGGCGCAGGAAACUGCAACCCUCAUCUCGCCGAGCCGCAGUUUGGGGCCCGCAGCUUGGAAGGGCAGACGCGCGCCCUCACUGGGCCGCUCUGCCACACCAACUUCUUCGCGAAUGAAUUCGAGGGCCUCCGUGGCCCUAUCCUACUCGGGCUGCCUCUGGUGUACGCGACUGCGUUUCGCCACCCCAUCUCGCGGCUCGUAAGCGGCUGGUCAUACUCGUGCCAGCGCCAGAGCGCGCACGGUGCGCCCUUCCCAUCCCUGGCCACGUACGUCAACACCUCUGGGUCCGGGCACGAAUUGCCUCUGAGGUACUUCACCGCAGAUUAUGGUGGUGGCCUGGUGUCUGCUGAAGGCCUGCGCAUUGCUCAACAAAGGCUCCACGCACUGUCAGCCAUCGUGAUAUUGGAGCAGCUGGACGCGACCAAGGGCAGCUUGGCCCGGCUCGGCUUGGACGUCUCAAUACCACUUCCCCCAAAAUACACAAGAUCGAAAGCCGACGAGCGAUGCAGGAAGCCAGGCACGCGUUUCUUUGGACUCGAGGACGAGACGAUCUACGAAGUGGCCAAAGCUCGCAACUACUUUUCGAUUGCUCUGUACAAGUAUGCCGUGAAUCUAGCAGCCGACCAAGCUUUUGAAUGGGGUGUCCUUUGA